This is a messenger RNA of Penicillium cosmopolitanum, 1149 nucleotides long. RefSeq lists its product as uncharacterized. Lineage: Eukaryota; Fungi; Ascomycota; Eurotiomycetes; Eurotiales; Aspergillaceae. The transcript has a single exon. Bases 1 to 1149 code for a protein of 382 amino acids. The record is from RefSeq and is a predicted model, not a curated record.
AUGCCACCAACCGAAGAUAAGGGAGGCGAUGAUCUUAAAAUAAUUCUCUCGAAACCUCCACCAGACGGCUACCUCCCAUGUGAUACCAUUGUCGGCAGAAUAGUACGAUCGAGAAGCAUUCUCGCCACCGAAGCUAUCAUCACACUGUCCUUAUACGGCCGCACAAAAACAAAUAUCAAAAUAAAAGGAAAAUAUUCUCGAGACUCUCGACAACUAGUCAAAAUCGGACCAAGAGCUAUCUUCAAAGGAGCUUUGCAUUUAGCAGAGGGCAGCAAUGAACCACUUAGCUUGCCUUUCGCAGUCGGCAUCCCCCUCGAGCCCUCGACAUGCAGGACAAGUCGCAAUUGUGGAGUCAGCUUAAUUCCUUUGGAUCAGGAGCAUCCCGGUCAUCAUUUGUUUCCGGGGACAUUUGCGUCCUUAGAACCUGCUCUUAGUGAGCGGGCGAUGUGCUUCGUUGAGUACUAUAUCACUGCACAUCUCCAAUCUGUAUCUUCCCGACAUUCCGAGAGCUGUGAGGCAGUCCACAGGAUUAUAAUGCGGCACCCACCAGAUACCUUACUCGGGCAACCUAAGCUCAAGGUCUUUGAAGCCCGGGGACAUAUUCAGAGCCACCAUCUGAUGCCUGGCAAGGAGCACACGAAGCUGUCAUUCCGACAGCACAUGCAAACGUUUGUUGAAUCUUCAAAAGUGCCAGAUUUCCACUUCCGUAUUAUUCUCAAAGCACCACUUGCCAUUCAGCUGGAUAAUCCUGAGCCUUUCCAGCUCACAGUCGAGGUUCGGCCUCAGCUCGACAGAACCAGCGACAUUCUUCAAGACCAGAUGCCAAGCGUUGUAGUCUCCGAUAUUCAAAUGGUGCUCAAGCAAAACACUGUCCUUAUUGGAGAAGGCAUAUUUGGCGGAAGCGCUACACACGCCUAUUGGGAGCUGGUGGAGCUCGGGCUAAGCCAUGCCUUUAGGCAAAAGAAGUCCCCUAUAACCAUCUCGACUGCCAGUGAAGAUCCAUCGGUUAAUAUAGGCGAACCUUUUGGGCUGACCCUUCACCAGCAUGGAUUGGCUUCGAAUGGAAGAAUUCUAAUUGGCGGCAAGGACAUCUCCCCGAGUUCCUCACUUAUAACAUUGGCCGCACGUAUGAGGUUGGAUGGCAGGUAA